Molecule: messenger RNA, 2294 nt
Organism: Nasonia vitripennis (jewel wasp)
Lineage: Eukaryota; Metazoa; Arthropoda; Insecta; Hymenoptera; Pteromalidae
Exons: 12
Coding region: 422-2218 (598 amino acids)
Source: RefSeq, a predicted model, not a curated record
CUACUGUCAAGAGUUUGGAAUGGACCACAAAAUGUUCUUACAGGGAAACAAGCAGAAGAAAAGAUGACAACUUUAUUGAGAAAUAAAUUUCCUAAAGCUGAACUUAUUGAAGUCUGUGAUGUAUCAGGUGGUUGUGGUGCGAUGUUUGAAAUAAAUGUAAUAGCACCUGAGUUUAAAGGCCUAAACACAGUUAAACAACAUAGAAUCAUUAAUGAAGUACUAAAAGAGGAAAUUAAAGAUAUGCAUGGUAUAAGAAUCCAUACAGCUAUUCCAGACUCAUAGUUCUCCCGCCAACUUGAAGAUGUCGCUAUUUAAAGUCAUGUGACCUGUCAGGUGGGUUUUUUUGUACAUCAGUCGGCGGUUAAAUCGUACAGCGAAUGCAAGACUGAUUUUUGGUUAUAAUUAUACAUUAUAAAUUAUUAUGAAUAAAAUCUGCGGUUCAACGUUUCAUUCAAAGCUUCAAGAGCUUUUGCCUAGUCUGCCCAGUAGUAUUACGCCAGAAGUCCUUGAAAAACUUUGCAAAGAUGAUGCCAUUCAACCAUUUCUGAAAUGGUUUUAUGCAAAUAUCACUUCUGACAAUGUUUUGACAGACGGAUGUAUACAACUAAAAAAACACAUAGAAAAAAACGAUACUUGGCUUCACGGCAGAGAAUUAGAAUUAGCACUUGCAGAAGCCACGCAUGAAUGUCCAGAGUUAUUAAAGUUAGUUGAAUCGGACUAUUGGAGUAACAAUCAGUUAGUCACAGACCUUGCCAAUGAAAAAGAACUGUAUGACCCCGAUUUGGAAUAUUUGAAGAGUAUUGAAGAAAGUAUUCAAAAUUUAAAAGACUGUGAAGAGCAGUUAGAUAAUAAACUUGAUAAAGAAGCAGAACUAUUAAAAAAGGAAGAAAUUAAAGUAAAAUUACUUUAUGAUAGUUGUUCAUCAGUUUUGGAAGAUUUUGAUAAUUGUCAUCGGCAAUUCUUCAAAGCCAUAGAACUUUUAGCAAGCACAUAUAUCAAUGCUGUACAGAAGAAAGGAGAGUCCUGUUUAUGGACGCAAAUGCCAAUAGAACUUUACAUCAAGCAAUUAGAAACAUAUAAUGAUUAUUUGAAUUCUUAUGCGAAAAGACAAUUUUCAAUGUCACAAAAGGAUGGUAAUGAAGAUUUAGCAGCUCAUACAAGUUUCUUGAGUGAUAGCAACGAGAAUGAGAAAUUGGGUGAAUUGAUCUCUUGUCAAAAAAACUUAUUCACAUCAAAAAUGCAUGAGAUAAUUGCUAAAGCAGAAGAUGAGGCGAGUAAGAGUUUGAUGAAUUAUGUGAUUGAAAUCUAUAAUAGUGGCAAUUUGAAGGCUCCAAGAACACCUGUUUUGACUAGAGCAGAAGUAGCAGAAUUAACAAAAAGUCGAGAUUUUCUGGAAGAAAAUGUCAAUCUCUUACAAGAACGUCCGUUAGUAGAUCUCAUAGAACAGUUUUCAAAAUCAAAAAUUGUUAAAGUAUUGGAAGAAGAAGCAGAAUCUAGAUUGCAGAGAAGAAGAAGCCGACUUUUAAGAUUAGAAAGACUUUGUACCCUUGCAAAAGAACAUGGACAUGCAUUUUCGACAUUAUUGUGCAUGUUGUUCGAAUUGCAAAUCCAUAGAAUUAAUGAAAUUGUACAGUUUGUUAUAGACGCGCGUCAUUAUCUUUCUAUGGAAUUCUCCUUAUCGUCUACACGAAACGACAGUAUACAGAAGUUGCAGAACGAGUAUUCUUCAAUUUUGGCAUCCUCCAAAGAUCAAAAUGCAUUUUGUCGAACGUUCAUAGAAAUGACAGAACUAGAGGAAUCAAAUGAUAAUUUUCAAUCUUCCGUUUGGUAUUAUGAUGAAUUAAAAGAUGAUAAUAGUAUUAAAUUAAAAACGCUACUAGAUGAUAAGUUAGCGGAUGUUAUAGAGAGUUCAAAGAAAUUAGAAGCAAAAGUGAUGGACUUGUAUAAUUCAGAAAUUACCAGUGGUCCAACACUCAGUUUCAAAGCUGUACCUUGCAAUGUUCAAGAUGAAAUAGACAAGACAGUCAAACAAAUAGAAGGCAUAGAAACAAACGUUGAAUCGAUUAGAAAUAAGUUAAGAAACAUGAUUAAGGAAACUAGUAGUUCAAGCUUUGAACGAGAAAAACUGCUGAUGUGGCAAAAGUUUUUAGCAAAUCCUGAGUCCUUAAAGGAUAGGUGCAAGGAGCUGGAAGAUCUGAGGGACCGUACAACGUUUUAAUUUGUGAUACUAAUUAGUUAUAAGAUUUGUCUUUGUAAAAAAGAAAAGUCUACAUUAAAAGAUUUUUAUACCGUAA